UACCAGGGAUGAGUAUCUUUGUAUGCUAAGAGUGUGAAUGCUUUGAGGAUGAGGCCUACUCAGCCUUGUACUGUGGUCUGCCUCCCUGCUGAUCAGCGUCUCUACAGGCCGCAGCUGAGCUUACUGAGCAUCAGAGGCCUGUAAACUUUGUCCUGUGGUUUUGAACACAUCCUAGCUGUGUGGAUGACAAGGUGCUGCUUACAAAAUACUUCAUAUGAUCCACUAUACAGAGUAAUAUGUAAGCGCUUUAAAUACGGGCAGUGGAUUUUUUCCAUUUGCAGUUUUAAUUCCAAUUUUACUUGAGAUCUAUUUUGAAUGUGAAUUUAUAAAAAGGAACAGUUUCCCAAUUCUUUAAUUAACAUAAAUGAUGGUUCCCAACCCUGUACACUGCAAAGCAAGUUUGCCCGUUUAUGGAAAAUAUUAAGGAUGGCCUCAGCAAUGAAAAAUGGUACAGUGGUUGAAAUGGUCCACUAUGGUACAAUGUUUUGGAGUUAAAAAUGAUUAAAAAGCUUUUAUUUUAUUGGCUUACCACAGAUGCAUCUCAGCAUACAUGCAUUAAUAAAGAUACGCAGUACAUACUGUACAUACCCAUUAGUGAUUGUUUUAUGUUAGAAGGACUAAAAGAAGACUGAGAUGGACUGAAUUGCACAAAGAAACAAUGGUUUAGAAUUAUUAGUCUGCACUCCAUCAAAACCAGCAUUCACGUCAAGUCAUUAAAGUUACUGAGGAAGACUUGAGGAAGGACACAAACUAAAAAUGCUCCAAAGAUAAAUGUUCUCUUUCAAUGUCACGGAUCUGCCUGGUCUGGAUCUUAGAUGCUGGUUCAGAUAAAAACCCAAAUAUACUGCAGUCAACAAAAAACCUUGACCUCCUCUUUAAACAUAAUGGCAAUAUUUUCUUAUUAGUUAAUUCGGGAAUGCACUGAAGGGUGCAUGCAUAAUGAUAUGGCACAUGCUACUUUGCCUUUUGAAAUAAACAGUACAUAAAAAUAAAAUGGCUUUGGAACUGGUUUAAAGUGGGUCUCGGCAAGCAUGAGGAGAAGACCUACAGUCAUAUGACUACACUCAGCUGUGUAAAUAAAAGAGCGGCUUCCGUCCUCAGAGGCUAGUGAGAGGCUCACAGUGCCAUGUCGGGUUCAGCUUCCUCCCCUCCCCCUCGUCUGCAGUGCUGACGCAUCUGCUGCUUUUGCAUCAAUCAGCAGCCUCUAUAUAGGUAUACUGAGAGUCCCCGCUGAUAGCAGGACUCUCUUUUUCCCUCAGCCUGGCACUUAGUUUGCACUCUCACUGCAAUUGUGAGAAAAAGCAUCGAUAAACAUCUGUCCUGUGACUGCUGUGACACACAAUUGGACAGUAGUCAUUGCCAUCUUCUCUCAGGUUCUGCAUUACCUAACCACAGUGACUGUGUAAGCACGGAUGCUGCACGCUUUGGUGUAAUAUAUUGCUGCACAGACAGAGUCUGUGUGCACAAGCAUGAAACAGAUGGCUUAGCCUUAUGCAUUCAAGGUGCAUGUUGUUUCUAUUAGGGCUACCGAUAAUUUUGUUUCUUGCAAAAGAUAUUUUUCCUUUUGGUCAACAUCGAUGCAUCGGGAUCUCGCUAGUGUGGUGCUGGGGAGAUUUAAUACAGCAUUUGUUGUACGCCUCACUCUACGCUGCUACCAGCAAUGCAGCUGAGCGCUUUCUCUGGCUGUAGCAUCGUGUACAGAGCUGGUGUGUGAUGUAGCACCCAGCAUCUCUCCGCUCUCUCUACAGCCCUCUGCCAUGCUUAAUAAAAGUUGCCGUUUCCUGCUCAGUGGCUCCAGAACGAACGCUUCAGUUGCCCAGCUAGCACAGAGACAGACCCAUACUCCGGUUUAGCUACGUGCUGUAUAGACUGAGUUAUUUCUAUAGCUGUAGCAGGACAGAAGAGGGACAGUUAGAGGAAGGCAGGGCAGAUCUAGCCCAGGACCUGGGCUGCAUGGAUAGAGGCAAAGGACGUUGGAGCUGGAGUCAUCUGCACACAGAGAGGGAGGGAGAGGAAGAAAGACGUCAGAAAAAGCUCUGCUUCUGACACCACCACUGUUCGGCGACCAUCAUAGAAAAAAACUACUUUCGCCUUGCUCUCACAAAACUGUUUUUCCAGGUAUAGUUGGUCAUAUUGAGGGCUGUAGAAAAAGGAUACUGCAUGACACUGUUUCCUGUUCGCCCUGCAUCAUUUUCUCUCAUUUACUAAGGUUCUCAGAGAGGGCAGGAUGUUUGUGGGAGAGAGGGGACCGAAUACAGUCACUUGCCAUCCAGCUGAAUCCCAAUAAGUGCUGCGCCAUAGCAUGUUGCCAUGACAACGGAGGCCUGUCUGAGAAGGAUGAUGACUGUGGUGUCCCCAUGUACUCAGAACCUGAUGGAUAGUGCUCACCCUCACACCGUGCUUAGCAAGCUUAAUGAGCAGCGCUCACAAGGCCUCUUCUGUGAUGUUACCAUUGUGGUGGAGGAUGUUAAGUUUCAGGCCCACAAGAACAUCCUGGCAGCCUGCAGCGGGUACUUCAGGAAUGCUCUGACAACUCCUGAGACAUGGAGCUCUAGCCAAGUGCUGGAGCUGAUGGACCUGAAGUCUGAGGUGUUCGCCAGUAUCCUCAACUUUAUCUACUGCUCAAAGGUGACAUCACCUGCUGCGGAGGACACAGGGGGGCUAGUGGCAGCUGGAAAAAGACUUGGAAUUCCUUUUUUAGAGAAGCUUGCAGAACAAGAGAGGCAGGACGAAUGUGUUAAAUCCACAGACUCCAGCACAGCCCCAGUGUCUAAAAAAACAAAGAAGGAAGCUCCCAGGCCUGAGGAGAUAGACAUUGCCAGAGGGCCCCGCAUUACCAAUGCCUUCUCUAUCACUGAAGUAUGUCCUGGGAACAAUAUUUUCACCCCUCUUGUUCAAACCAAUGGGGAGAGGCAGUCACCUGAUCUGGGACAGCUCCCAGCAAGUUGCCCUACAACCUCCUGCCUCAGUGGGAACAAUGAGACAACUCAAGCCCUCUCAGAGCACUCAUAUGCAGUAAGCAAAUCUACUGAAGGCAAAGAUAGCAGUCAGUGGGACAACAAGAAUAUCUGUAAGCCAGCAAUAUCACAGCCAAAGCAACUCAUUUACAGGAACACAGGCCCGCUUAAAAAGCGCCACAGGCUGAGAGGCACUUUGGGUAGAAGUAUACUUCCAACACCAGCUGAACCACAAACAGAUAAACCAAAUACAAUAACCACCACAUUAGCUGAUGGUGUUUCUCCAGCACCUGUUGCAGUCAUGACACCACCUCCGCUUUUUUCAGAGGCAGAAACAGAAAAAAGCAUAGACCCAGGGCUACCUAUAACCACUGACAAUGUUCAAAUGGAGUUAGGUCCACCAACCCUUUCCCCUCACACAGAGGACAGCAUUUCAAUCUACGGAUGUGAGCACUGUCCAGAGAUAUUCACAAAUAAAGCUCUUCUUGCCAUUCACUCAGAGGUACAUAAAAAGCGUUUUGUCAGUCAUUUGUUUUGCAAGUUCUGUCACAGAAAGUUCAUACACCUCAAACGGCUGCGCAACCACGAACAGGUCUGUCCCAAAGCUGUAAGAGACCCACCUAAACUAGAUGCUACUGACAUACCAACCAAACAGGUGGACCUCCAUUCUGAUGACACGACAAACAUGGAGAGCAUCGUGACACCACUUCCUUCUGCGGACCUCUCCACCCCUUACACCCCAGAGCUCCUUCAAGUGGACCAAUCAGAGCCUCCACAGGAUGAGAAGGCAGUGAGGCCAGGUGGCAGCCAGAGGAGAUACAACUGCAGUGUGUGUAAACGGGUCUAUGCCACCCUAUCCAGUCUGAAGCGGCAUGAGAAUGUACAUUCCUGGCAGAGGGCCUAUCCCUGUCAUUAUUGUAAUAAAGUGUUUGCCUUGGCAGAGUACCGUACUAAGCAUGAAAUCUGGCACACAGGCGAACGCCGCUAUCAGUGUAUUUUCUGCCUGGAGACAUUCAUGACAUAUUAUAUCUUAAAGAACCAUCAGAAGUCUUUUCACGGCAUUGAUCCUAGUCUUGCUGUUAAGAAAAAAUCAGCCAACGGUGGGCUGAAAGCCAGUGUUUAUCCAAUCAAACUCUACAGGCUUCUCCCUAUGAAGUUUAGAAAGAGACAAUACAAGACAUACAGUCAGACAUAUUCAGAGAGCGUUGAAAGAGGUGACGAAGCCCCACUAGAAAGCAACUCUCUUAUCCCUCCUUUUGAAGAAAACAGUCUGAUCAGCCACCCUGACACUGUUUCAUUCCCUCUGACAUUCAUGGCAACAACAAAGAUGGUGGCACCUGUCAUGCCUCGCGUCAGCUUCGGCAAGCCAUGUGACCAAGAUAUUGACCAAAGUCUUAACAGUGAAUUGGAAAUUCAGAGAAGCAAAAGAAAAGAGGCUGAGAAUAGAGAUUCACCCUUCAUUAACUACAACAGUACCUUCUCUUUGCAACCCGAUGCAGAGUCUCCUGCAGUGGGUUACAAAGACGAUCCUCCUGUACUAAGUCACUCAGAGCACAUCAGUCAUAAAGUGCCAUUCUUAAACUCUUUGAACGCUGUUAAAAAGUUAGGUGAGCUUUCAGCUUCUGCAAAAAGAGUUGAGGAUAUGACCAAGGAGAUACUUCAAUCGAGCACCGAGAAUCUAGUGCGUGAUAAGGCAGCGGGGGCAAAGACAGAAACAUAUAUUGCCAAACCUGCAUGCCCGGGUCCAUCUGUGGAUGGUGCUGCCAUGCCGCUCUGUCAAAUAACAGUGAAAAUAGGCAAUGAAGCCAUCAUCCGCCGCAGAAUCAAAGGAUCUAAGCUCUUCCCCAGAAAGAAAAGGAGAAUCAGAGAACUGAGUAAGGAGGAGAGCCCGAGUCAGUGCCCUCCAACAAGGAAAAACUCAGAGAGCCCCAGACUCCGCCUCAGACCAGAAGUCGCUUCCGCCGCAGAGCCGGAGACAUACGAUGAUCCCAAUGACUGUGACACAGCUGAUAUGCUUUGGCGUCCCUACUAUUCUUACAAAGCUAAAAAGAAAAGGAAGAAGUUGAGAUUCAAGCACAGAAAAGCUUUGUUUCAACAUUAUCCUGAAACAUCUGUAGAUAGAACUGCUGCCAGUGAGGCCCAACUUGAUAAAAGUAGUUGGCUGGCAGAAGAAAGCAUAUCAGGUGGGAGUGGAGAGGUGAAACGCAGUCUUAGCAGGAACUCCAGCCCGAGGGCCACCUACAACUGUGACAUCUGUGACAGCUCUUUUAUCACAGAGACUGGUCUGAGAGCCCAUGUUAUUGGUUCCCACCCAUGUUUCUGCCGGACCUGUGGUAAACAAGGUCCCCCUGGUGAGGUACCUGCUGGUGGUGAUUACAUCUGCAACAGCUGUAUGGAAAAUGGCUCCUGCUUUGAUAAUACACCCCGGAGCCCCAACACAGAGAAGAAGUAUCGCUGCUCCUUCUGUCCCCAGCGUUUUCUCUACCUUGCCACUAAGAGAAGCCAUGAGAAAAAACACCAGGAGACAAAUGAGGAGGGAUAUAAUUAUGACAACUUCACACCAUGUUCUAAAUACUCAGCACACAUGAGUGAAGACAAUAAACAAGACACCAUCAAAACAGAAGACGGUGACAAUCAAGGGGGCACUGACAUAAAAAUUGAAAGGAUGGAAGGAGGACAUUUUUCCACUGAUAAAAUUAAGCCUGAAGUCGAGGAUACAACUGACUUUAUGUCUUUGACUACCUAUCAAGACAUGUCAUAUUCCAGCAUUAAAAGUCCAUUAUCACCCUGCAUCGACCCAUUGUUUUCACUGACACCCUUGAAGGUGAAACAUAAAAUGGCGAAAAAAAGGAUCAAUGCACAGCAUUCUAUGCAUCUCAUCCCCAAAAAGCAAGGCCGUGACAGAGACAGUGACAGCAACAAGGAUAUUUUGAUGGGGCCAAGAACAAGCAGUCACAAUGACCGUGAGAAGUCCUGUAAACUCUUUAGGAGAAAUGACUCUGAAACUAAAAGUACCCACAUUUCUAUACACAAGCCAGAGAAAUGGAUGUGCAAAGAGGAGCCAUUUUUUUAGAGAUCUUUGAGGACUGUGGCCAACAACAGGCAAAAGAGAAAGUGAAUGAAACUUGACUUCAAGCCACUGAAGCCAUGUAAAUGUUAGAAUUGUAAUGCAGCUGAGCUCAAUAAAAUGUUUUGAAUGGACAACAGUAAACAUGAGGAUCUAAUAUAGCGGCUGUAAUUUCUUCCCUCCUAAAACUCAACAACUGAGUGAUUUUUCACCUUUGUAGAAGAUAUUUUUUGGAUAAUAUAGGAACUUGUAACACAGACUGUACUUUGUCCAUUGUCUAUGCAUAUAUGGCAGACAUGACUGUAACCUUAAGAAAUACAUGAAUGUUGGUAACGUUUCUUCAAACGGUGUGCAAUAUCAGAACAUGGAUAGGAUGUGUUGGACAAUUGAAAAGCUGCCUAGUGCGGUUACAUCUUCACUUUUUUUUUUUAAAAUAUGUUUCAGUCGGGAACACGUCAUAGAUUUAACCAUUUAUUGCAACAAAUGGAAAUACAGUUAUGCUUGGCGCUGAUGGCUCCGCUCUUAAGAUGCUCCCUGGAUUAGCCGAGCAGCAUGCUAAGCCAAAACAGGGAGCGCAAUGCAAAAAAAUCCCCAUGGAUAUACCAGAGCGGGCCUAAGCAAGACAUGAAUACCAUUUAACCUUUGAGCCAUGUUAGGACUGAACUAGAAAGGUGGAGGCUGGGGUGGUGGAGGCAAAGCUUUGCCAGCAGCAGCGGUGAGUGUGGCAGCAUUGUUGUAGCAGGUGUAGGGCCGCCUUGUUAUGAGAAUGGGCUGGGAUUGGUGUGUGACUGAUUAGAAGUGAAUAUUCAGUCAGCGGGGCGUACGACUUCUGUGUCCUGCAUGAACUAACGUGAUGCUUCAUUUGGGUAAAACAAUAAGAAUUUUAUGACUGUCACAUUUCUGAAUCUUCCGUUCAGUUAACUGGCCAUGGUGAGUUGCACUUUAUAGUUAGACUAUGCUAAUCUGUUGGCUAAAUACUUUGAUAAUUAAAUUUAAAUUCUUAGCACCAUUGAUAUAAUUCUAAUUUAUAAUUAACACAUGGCACCAUUGAGAUUAAAGUUACUACUUUUGUGUGUUUAUGUAUAAAACAUGUAAAACAAUUUAAAUAAAUGUUGUUGAUAUUCUAAA
Molecule: messenger RNA, 7152 nt
Organism: Siniperca chuatsi (mandarin fish)
Lineage: Eukaryota; Metazoa; Chordata; Actinopteri; Centrarchiformes; Sinipercidae
Gene: zbtb38
Product: zinc finger and BTB domain containing 38
Exons: 3
Coding region: 2311-6030 (1239 amino acids)
Biological process (GO): regulation of immune system process; negative regulation of transcription by RNA polymerase II; regulation of cytokine production
Molecular function (GO): protein binding
Source: RefSeq, a predicted model, not a curated record